CCGUCGCCACCGCCCCCUGAGGCGUCGCUGGAGUACAGCGACGGUCUGGCUUCGCUCGUUGUGCCCCAUGCGUCCCCGCCGGGCUUCUCCUCUGGGAAACUGCUCCCUUCGUCCCCAGCCUAACGCCGGUGGCGGCGUCAGGAGCGGCCUCGCCGCCCUGGGGGGAAGUUUGGUGCUGGCCGGGGGCCGGUGCGGGAGAGUCGGGCUGAGCUGCUGACGGCUGGGCGCGGCGUACGGGCCGGCGCUGUGCCCGCCCUGUGCCUGCCUUUGGCCGACCUCCACGCUGCCCUGGUGUCGCUGCUGCGUCUGGGGCCUUGCGGGAGGGGGCCCGGGGCGACUGCUGGGUUGGGGUGGAAAGCUGCCCGGCGGAGAGGACCUGAGGGUGUUUGUCGACAGCCGGCUUAACAUGAGCGAGCAGUGUGCCUAGGAAGCAUUCAUCAUUAAUUAAAAUGUCUUCUACCAAACCUCCAAAUGAAAAUGAAACAGCCAAAGAGAGAAAACCAGGACUGAGGAAUGUUCAAACAACUAUGCUCUUCCGAGCUGUGAACCCAGAGCUUUUUAUUAAACCUAACAAACCUGUGAUGGCAUUUGGACUUGUAGCAGUUACCCUCUGUGUGGCCUACCUUGGUUAUUUGCAUGCAACGGUAGAGAAUAAAAAGGACCUUUAUGAAGCCAUCGACAGUGAGGGGUCCAGGUACAUGAGGAGGAAAACAUCCAAGUGGGACUGACAGCGUAAGGAAGGAAAUCAGCAAAUCAGUCACAAAAUUUUUCAAGGCAACUACUGUUUUUUUCUCUGUCCAUUGAAAUAAUGGAUAAAUAUCUCUCUUGCCUUUUAAUGUAAUUUAAGUUCCUUUGUAAAAUGCUGUGCCUGUACAAAUAAAUUGCAAUUAAGGUAUAUGUGAACAUAAAA
This is a messenger RNA of Phalacrocorax carbo (great cormorant), 910 nucleotides long. NCBI's taxonomy places the organism in Eukaryota, Metazoa, Chordata, Aves, Suliformes, Phalacrocoracidae. The record is from RefSeq and is a predicted model, not a curated record.